Molecule: messenger RNA, 1410 nt
Organism: Scheffersomyces coipomensis
Lineage: Eukaryota; Fungi; Ascomycota; Pichiomycetes; Serinales; Debaryomycetaceae
Exons: 1
Coding region: 289-1188 (299 amino acids)
Biological process (GO): triglyceride catabolic process; phosphatidic acid biosynthetic process
Cellular component (GO): lipid droplet; endoplasmic reticulum
Molecular function (GO): acylglycerone-phosphate reductase (NADP+) activity; triacylglycerol lipase activity
Source: RefSeq, a predicted model, not a curated record
UCUGUUUCUCCACAUUUUUUUUCACAUGGGGGAACCAACAAAUCUAUAUGCAGUCCCAUACAAAAUAUAUAUGGAUAAUAAACACCAAUUCCGUUAUCAAUUUCACAUUUGAUUUUAUUUAUUUAUUAUUUUUAUGUAUUGUUAAAGGCUGAUUUGAGCCUUAAAGUUUUGUAAAAUAUAUGAAUGUGAAUAAUUCUAUUUUAACCAUUUAUUAUCACUUUCUUUUCUCUUUAAUUGAAUUCUUAAAAGUUAGAUUUUGAAAAAAGGUUUACUCUAUCAAUAGUAAAUAUGGCACAACAAAAAUAUGCGUUAAUUUCUGGUGCUUCAUCAGGUAUUGGAUACCAAUUGGCUAUUUCAUUAUCUAAACGAGGUUAUAAAGUAUUUGGAUGUGUUCCUGAAUUUGCUAUAUGGGAAAUGAAACCUUUAGCUGAGAAAUAUGGAGUAGUUCCUUUUGUUUGUGAUAUUUCAAAGCUUGAAGAUAUUAAAAAGGCAGCUGAAUUUAUAAAAGAACAAACUGGAGGUAGAUUAGAUAUUUUGUAUAAUAAUGCUGGUAUUUCAUUUGGAGGUCCAAGUGUUGAAUUCGAUGAUGAUGCUUUAGUUCGUCUUUUCAAUGUCAAUACAUUAGGUCAUAUUUAUAUGACUAAAUAUAUGAUUGAUUAUGUUAUUGAAACUAAAGGGAUUGUUGUUUAUACUGCUUCUAUUGCGGCAAGAGCUCCAUUAUCAUGGAUUGGUCCUUAUUGUGCCACUAAAGCAGCCAUUGAUCAAUAUGCUAAAGUCCUUCAUAUGGAAAUGGAACCAUUUGGAGUUAGAGUUCAUUCUGUUAUUACGGGUGGGGUUGAUACUGCUAUUUGUGAUUCUAAUGUAAAGAAUUCCGUAGCAGGAUCAAGAUUCGAUGUUCCAGGAAUCUAUGAAAGUUUAAGUGCUUCAUGUACCAUGUCCAGAGAUCUUAGUAUUUCUCCUGAAUCUUAUGCUGAACAAGUGGUUUCAACCAUUACUAGAAAGUAUGAUCCUGGAUUUAAUAUUUAUAGAGGUGCUUUAGCUUAUUUUACUCACUUUGCAUCUAGAUUCUUACCAGUAUGGGUACUUAAUUUAGGAGUUGCUUAUCAUUUCAAACAAUUAGUUGUUUUACGUAAUCUUAGAAAAAGAACUGCAUUGCAAGCUAAGCAAGCAAAGCAAAAGCAAGCUUAAGUAGUUAUUGAUUUUAUAUGUGUUUAGUAACUAAAUUAAUUAAUUAAUUUUUAGCUAUAAAUAGACUCACGUGACAGAUUUUAUCCCCUUUUUGUGAUUUUGUUUAUACGAAAAUGAGAGGUGGUUAAAAAAAAAAAAGAAUUGAAACUGACAUGCAAUAUUUACAAUAUAUACUUGGGUUUACCACAUAGAUCAACUUUGUAUCUAUUAUUAUCAUUACUA